AUGAGAUUAGGAUCCACCCUCAAAGCCGCAGCGAUUACCAAAUACAUCAGUAAACUUAUUAUCAACUUCAACUCGAAAACCUUCACUAAUAGUAAGCGUGGAAGCAAAGCCAUGUGGGAACAAGUCAAAAAGAUUGUAGGCUCUGAGAAAUCACUCAACACAUCAACCGUGCAGCAUAUUGACGCCAACACACUCAACACCCACUUUGCUUCCAUGUCAACCGACCACUCCUACAAAAUCUCACCAACAAAAGCUACUACAAUCAAUAGUCAUCAACAUCAACAAUUUACACCAUACUCCGUCCUGCACAUUCUAACGAAGGCAUGCCCAUCCGGUAAAGGUCCAGACGGUCUACAAGCAUGCAAACUCAAGGAUGCGGUUACCAUCUUCAUUCCGUUUUCCAUAGCCAAAACCGCCAUUGACGUUAUCAAAACCAUCUGUUUUCUCUCCAACGUGGCCAUUGAGAUCGCCUCCAAUCAGGAUUGUUUCAGAUUUUGGUUGGAGUCAAACUUUUCAAAUAUCUUUUCAAGACUGUUGUUGGACAGAGUUAUGACUUUUUCAAGGUUUUCGUUAGAUUUCUUAAGCAGAAUGUCGAAACACUCCAUGUCGAUCCAACAAACAGUUGAAACAAACCCUCCCCACCUGGAUGUUUCCCCGGGGUUUUCAUCGACGGAGCGGGCCAUUCCGGCCGUCCUGCUCCGUUGCCUUCUCCUGAGAGCCGGAAUUGAAGCAAAUCCAGGUCCCCCAAAGAUUUGGAUCUGCCCUGGAUGCCAUCAAAGGAUAAACAAAACCCAAUAUUCAGCCCGUUGCAGAACCUGCUACAACUGGCAUCACCUCAACAAUUGCUUAACAAACAUCAACGGUCAUUACUAUUGUAAUAACUGUCCUCUGUCCUCACCCGUCCUCAAACUCAAGCGGCACGUCGGCGUCUGCUGGCGCCUCACGGCGGCCAACUUCAACAUCAUCAUUCAACAGCUCAGCCCGCAACAAACCAUCAACAUCACAUGCACCUUUCAGGAGUCCAAACUAACAAAAGGCUCCAAAAAUCCGGUCUUCAAAGAAUACGCUAUCUACCGCAAAAACCGAAGAAUAGGUCGAGGAGGUGGUCUCAUACUACUCAUCCACAACAGCAUUACCUACAGCAUCGAGUCGUUACCAGAUGUUCCAACAAUUGAGAGUCAGGCCAUCACAUUCAACGCAAGUGACACAGAUAUCAACAUUAUCAACAUUUACAUCCCCCCACAAUCCACCUGCCCAACAGGUUUCACAGCAUUGAAACCAUAUCCCAAUUUUUAUUAA
Molecule: messenger RNA, 1299 nt
Organism: Helobdella robusta
Lineage: Eukaryota; Metazoa; Annelida; Clitellata; Rhynchobdellida; Glossiphoniidae
Exons: 5
Coding region: 1-1299 (432 amino acids)
Source: RefSeq, a predicted model, not a curated record